Messenger RNA from Saccharomyces mikatae IFO 1815, 1305 nucleotides. It is a transcript of the gene RCH1, whose product is annotated as Rch1p. The transcript has a single exon. The record is from RefSeq and is a predicted model, not a curated record. Gene Ontology annotation, cellular component: plasma membrane. NCBI's taxonomy places the organism in Eukaryota, Fungi, Ascomycota, Saccharomycetes, Saccharomycetales, Saccharomycetaceae. Bases 1 to 1305 code for a protein of 434 amino acids.
AUGAAAACUCAAUACUCCUUAGUACGAAAAAUUUGGACACACCCUAUAACAGUAUUUUUGAUAUCCCAAUGGUUUUUUUUCUGGUUGGCUAUUUUGAUUAUUAUUGCAAGGUUCGCUCCAAAUUUUGCAAGGGACGGAGGGCUAAUCAGAGGUCAGUAUAGCAUUGGCUAUGGCUGUGUUGCAUGGAUAUUUCUGCAAAGUGGGCUGGGAAUGAAAUCCAGGUCAUUAAUGGCAAAUAUGUUAAACUGGAGGGCUCAUACCACUAUCCUGGUCCUUAGUUUUUUGAUUACUUCGUCGAUAGUAUAUGGAUUUUGUUGCGCUGUGAAGGCUGCUAAUGAUCCGAAAAUAGAUGAUUGGGUACUUAUUGGUCUAAUUUUAACUGCUACUUGUCCAACGACUGUGGCAUCAAAUGUUAUUAUGACCACGAAUGCCGGUGGAAAUGACCUUUUGUGUGUUUGUGAAGUAUUUAUUGGAAAUUUGCUAGGCGCCUUUAUCACACCUGCAUUAAGUCAAAUGUUCACUAACCGGCCACCAUUUCAGUACGGUAAUCCUGCUACUGGAAAUGGCAUUGGUGCACUUUAUGGCCGUGUUAUGAAACAGGUUGGUCUCUCGGUCUUCGUACCUUUGUUUGUUGGGCAGGUUAUCCAGAAUUGUUUUCCAAAGUAUACUUCAUACUACUUAGGUUUCUUGAAAAAAUAUCAUAUCAAAAUUGGAUCUUACAUGCUUUUAUUGAUUAUGUUUAGUUCAUUUUCGACAGCCUUUUACCAGGGUGCAUUUACAAGUGUCUCCCACGCUUGUAUCAUAUUUAUCUGCUUUUUCAAUUUGGGAAUUUACUUAUUCUUCACAGGGUUGUCGUACUUAUGUGCAAGGCCAUGGUUUAUUAUCAAGAUUUUUCCCCAUGAACCAAUAGAAGGCAAAUCUACAAAACUGUACCGUUAUUCUUAUAAGUUCUUCAGACCAUUUUAUUAUUCUAAGGAAGAUGCAAUUUGCAUUAUGUUUUGUGGCCCUGCCAAAACUGCUGCACUAGGUGUAUCACUAAUUACAUCACAAUACGGUGAUAAAAAAGAACACCUGGGUAAAUUAUUAGUUCCUUUGGUCUUAUAUCAAGUUGAGCAAGUGAUGACGGCGAAUUUCUUUGUAAGCUUGUUCAAGAGAUGGAUACGAAAGGAUGACCAGGCAGAUGGAAGCGACUCAUCUUGUACACAUGGAAAUGAAGAAGCCGAUUUGGAAAAAAACAUAUCAAUUGAAACAGAUGAACGUCAAACAGUUUCUACGAAUACCGCACCAUUUACCCAAGCAAGGUAG